AUGCAGAGCUCGGGUGAAGAUAGAACGUCUUGGGUUAGUCAAGCAGAAGAAAAUGUCAAGAUGGUCAUUCGUAAUGUACAAUCGGCAAUGAAAAAAUGUUCUGGACUGCAAUACAAGAUGUGGGAAAAAGUGAAAAAUGAAUUAGGAAAAUUGGAUUUGAGUAAAUUAGGGUACGAUCACCCAGUGUGUUCUGGAAUUUUGGACUGCGAAUCUGAACCUAUAUCCACGUUAUUGCCGGAGCUUCGUACUGUGUUGCAGAAAGGGGCCGAUGAUUUUUUGAUAGAAAAAAACAAAAAGAUAAAUGAUCUUUGUGAAAAAUUUACUCUUGAGGAGGAGAAACAUAUUCUGGCGGAAGAAACAGCAUUAUCGCCCCCACGUCUUGAUGAGUCUAGCGGUGGACAAUCCUCUGAUGAGACUACAUCGACUAUUGAAAAACCUAGAAGAAAGAAAAGGAAAUAA
Molecule: messenger RNA, 459 nt
Organism: Entrophospora sp. SA101
Lineage: Eukaryota; Fungi; Glomeromycota; Glomeromycetes; Entrophosporales; Entrophosporaceae
Source: the annotation of a GenBank genome assembly